This is a messenger RNA of Lactuca saligna, 929 nucleotides long. NCBI's taxonomy places the organism in Eukaryota, Viridiplantae, Streptophyta, Magnoliopsida, Asterales, Asteraceae. The record is from the annotation of a GenBank genome assembly.
AUAUUCCUAAAUAUAUUAGCACACCACAAAAAAAUAGAUGUAUUCAAGUUAGAUUCUAUCGGUCAGGGGAAACGGUAAGUUGGUAUGUUCAUUAAGUAUUGGGUGCUUUAUUGCAUAUUCAAGAGAUAUUGUUUGUCAACCCAAUGCCUAUUGCAAACGAUUGUACGGACAAUCGGUGGAAAUGGUUCUAGGGUUGUCUAGGAGCAAUUGGUGGAACUUAUAUUGAAGUUAAUGUCCUUGACUCAGAUAGACCAAGAUAUCGAACAAGAAAGGGUUAUAUAGAAAUGAAUGUGUUAGGUGUCUGUAAUCAUGACAUGAAUUUUGUCUACGUCUUAGCUGGUUGGGAAGGUUCGGCUACUGAUUUAAGGGUUUUGGGGGAUGAAAUUACUAGACAUAAUGGAUUGAAGAUUCCAGUUGGUAACUAUUAUUUGGCUGAUGGAGGAUAUAUCAAUGGUGAAGGUUUUUUGGCACCGUAUAGAGGUACUAGGUAUCAUUUACAGGAAUGGGAAGGUAGUACACGUGCACCUACAAAUAAGGAAGAGUACUUUAACAUGAAACAUUCACAAGCAAGGAAUGUUAUUGAAAGGUGUUUUGGUCUACUAAAGAGACGUUGGGAUAUAUUAAGAAGUCCUUCAUUUUAUCCGAUAAGAAUUCAAGGGAGAAUAGUCAUCGCAUGUGCUUUACUGCAUAAUUUUAUUAGGACACACAUGGCUCUUGAUCCAAAGGAAAACACGUCUAAAACUUUUGAAGAUAUGCCUAUCGGGGAAGACCAGCCAAAUCAGUUCCAAAUUGUGGAUGUUGUUGAAUCAAGUAAUGAAUGGACUCAAUGGAGGGAUGAUUUAGCCCAAGAAAUGUUUGAGUCUUGGAUGUCAACUAGAUCUUAGUAUAUUGUUUUUUAAUUUUAGAACUUUUAUUUUUAAGUUUGUUAU